Manis javanica (Malayan pangolin) is the source of this 7402-nucleotide messenger RNA. It is a transcript of the gene TTBK1, whose product is annotated as tau tubulin kinase 1. NCBI's taxonomy places the organism in Eukaryota, Metazoa, Chordata, Mammalia, Pholidota, Manidae. Gene Ontology annotation, molecular function: ATP binding; protein serine/threonine kinase activity. Gene Ontology annotation, biological process: protein phosphorylation. The record is from RefSeq and is a predicted model, not a curated record.
AGGCGGCGGGGAGGUGAUGUCAGGGCUGGUGCUGAUGCUGGCGGCGCAGUGCAUUGUGGGCAGCUCCCCGCUCCGCCGCUGCCGCCGCUGUCGCCCGAGGAAGAUCGGGGCCGGGCCGGGCCGGGCCGGGAUGGUCCCGGUCGGGAGGCCACCGCCGCCGCCGCCGGAGGAAGCGGGCAGUCCAGCGCCGCACUGAGCCGCCCCCGCCCCCGCCCCGCCCCGGCCCCGGGGGAUGCGCCGCCCCGAGCCGCUGCCUCUGCCGCCGCAGCCGCAGCCGCAGCGGGCACAGAGCAGGUAGAUGGACCCCCCAGGGCAGGCCCUGCGGACACCCCCCCUCCAGCUGGCGGAUGCAGUGCCUAGCGGCAGCUCUUAAAGACGAAACCAACAUGAGUGGGGGAGGGGAGCAGGCCGACAUCCUGCCGGCCAACUACGUGGUCAAGGAUCGCUGGAAGGUGCUGAAAAAGAUCGGAGGUGGGGGCUUUGGGGAGAUCUACGAGGCCAUGGACCUACUGACCAGGGAGAACGUGGCCCUCAAGGUGGAGUCAGCCCAGCAGCCCAAGCAGGUCCUCAAGAUGGAGGUGGCUGUGCUCAAAAAGCUGCAAGGGAAAGACCACGUGUGCAGGUUCAUUGGCUGUGGCCGAAACGAGAAGUUUAACUACGUAGUGAUGCAGCUCCAGGGCCGGAACCUGGCUGACCUGCGCCGCAGCCAGCCGCGAGGCACCUUCACACUGAGCACCACGCUCCGUCUGGGCAAGCAGAUCCUGGAGUCCAUUGAGGCUAUCCACUCCGUGGGCUUCCUGCACCGUGACAUCAAGCCGUCAAACUUUGCCAUGGGCAGGCUGCCCUCCACCUACCGGAAGUGCUACAUGUUGGACUUUGGGCUGGCCCGGCAGUACACCAACACAACAGGGGACGUUCGACCUCCUCGGAAUGUGGCCGGGUUUCGAGGGACUGUUCGCUAUGCUUCUGUCAAUGCCCACAAGAACCGGGAGAUGGGUCGCCAUGAUGACCUGUGGUCCCUCUUCUACAUGCUGGUGGAGUUUGCCGUGGGCCAGCUGCCCUGGAGAAAGAUCAAGGACAAGGAGCAGGUAGGGAUGAUCAAGGAGAAAUAUGAGCACCGGAUGCUGCUGAAGCACAUGCCCUCUGAGUUCCAUCUAUUCCUGGACCACAUCGCCAGCCUCGACUACUUCACCAAGCCUGAUUACCAGUUGAUCAUGUCGGUGUUUGAGAACAGCAUGAAGGAACGGGGCAUCGCCGAGAAUGAGGCCUUUGACUGGGAGAAGGCGGGCACCGAUGCUCUCCUGUCCACGAGCACCUCUACCCCUCCCCAGCAGAACACGCGGCAGACGGCAGCCAUGUUUGGGGUGGUCAACGUGACUCCAGUGCCAGGGGACCUGCUCCGGGAGAACACCGAGGAUGUGCUGCAGGGCGAACACCUGAGUGACCAGGAGAAUGCACCCCCAAUCCUGCCUGGGAGGCCCCCUGAGGGGCUGGGCCCUAGCCCUCACCUUGUCCCCCACCCUGGGGGGCCUGAGGCCGAAAUCUGGGAAGAGACGGAUGUCAACCGGAACAAACUCCGGAUCAACAUUGGCAAAACCCCCUGUGUGGUGGAAGAGGAGCAGAGCCGAGGUGUGGGGGUCCCCAGCUCCCCGGUGCGUGCCCCUCCUGACUCACCGACAACCCCAGUCCGUUCUCUGCGCUACCGGAGGGUCAACAGCCCUGAGUCGGAGAGGCUGUCCACAGUGGAUGGGCGGGUGGAGCUGCACGAGAGGAGGUCACGAAUGGAUCUGCCGGGCUCACCCUCACGCCAGGCCUGCUCCUCGCAGCCGGCCCAGAUGCUUUCAGUGGACACGGGUCACGCUGACCGGCAGGCCAGUGGCCGCAUGGACGUGUCAGCCUCCGUGGAGCAGGAGGCCCUGAGCAAUGCCUUCCGCUCAGUGCCUCUGGCAGAGGAGGAGGACUUCGAUAGCAAGGAGUGGGUCAUCAUUGACAAGGAGACAGAGCUCAAGGACUUCCCCCCGGGGGCUGAGCCCAGCACAUCGGGCACCACAGAUGAGGAGCCAGAGGAGCUGCGGCCGCUGCCUGAGGAGGGCGAGGAACGGCGGCGGCCAGGGGCAGAGGCUGCGACCCGGCCCUGGGGGCGCAGCAUGCAGACGCUGGCUGAGGAGGACCCUCGGCAGGUGCCACCCCAGCCCCCACCACCCCAGCUGAGCCAGGCUGAUGGCCGGUCAGAGACAUCACAGCCCCCAACGCCUGGCAGCCCUUCCCACUCACCCCUGUACUUGGGACCACACCCUCGACGGAGAGAGUCGGAUCCCACAGGCCCUCAGAGACAGUUGGAGGAGGACAGACUCUCGGGGCACUCCCUCCCGCGGUACAGCCCCCUGCGACGACUGGCGUCCUCCGUGUUCUCCUCCUCCACGCUGGAGACCGAGCAUUACCCUCACCCCGGCGGCGGCGGCUCCUCGGGCUCCUCCGGUUCCCUCAUUCAGCGCAGCCGCUCGGCGGAGAGCAGCCCCGUGCGGGCGCCCCACCGACGCCACGCGCCCCUCGCCGCUGGCAACCACAGACUCGUGCCCUCGGUGCUCCGCAUCUCGCGGUCCCAGCUACAGCAGGUAUUCUCCGUGGCAUCCCCAUUUGAGAUGAAUGGUCUCCCACGAGCUGUGCCUCUCAGCCUGCCCUACCAGGACUUCAAGAAAGACCUCUCCGAUUACCGCGAACGUGCUCGGUUGCUCAACAGGGUCCGGAGGGUGGGCUUCUCGCACAUGCUGCUCACCACCCCCCAGGCCCCGCUGCCUUCUGUUCAGCCUCAAGCUAAUGGGAAGGAGGAAGAGGAGGAGGAGGAGGAAGAUGAGGAAGAAGAGGAGGAGGAAGAGGAGGAGGAGGAAGAAGAGGAGGAGGAGGGCGAGGAGGAGGAAGAAGAGGAAGAGGAGGAGGAGGAGGAAGAGGAGGAGGAGGUGGUAGUCCUGGGGGAGGUGCUGGGGCCACGCAGUGGCUCUAGCAGUGAAGGGAGUGAGAGAAGCACUGACCGCAGCCAAGAGGGCGCCCCAUCCACACUGCUGGCUGACGAUCAGAAGGAGUCCAGGGGUCGGGCCUCCAUGGCUGACGGGGACCUGGAACCUGAGGAGGGCUCCAAAACGCUGGUGCUCGUCUCCCCUGGCGACAUGAAGAAGUCGCCCGUCACUGCCGACCUGGCCCCCGACCCCGACCUGGGCACUCUGGCUGUACUCACCCCUCAGCACGAACGGCCCCAGCCCAUGGGCAGCCAGCUGGACGUGUCUGAGCCAGGUACUUUGUCCUCUGUCCUUAAGUCUGAGCCCAAGCCCCUUGGGCCUGGGAUAGGGCCAGGGGCCGGGGCAGUGGCCACGGGGGCCGGGGGCGUGGCAGUCACCUCCUCACCCUUUACCAAAGUCGAGAGGACCUUUAUGCACAUCGCAGAGAAAACUCACCUCAAUGUCAUGUCUUCCAGUGGACAAGCCUCGAGGCCUGAGGAGCUGGGCACUGGGGGUGAGCUGGGCCUGGAGGUGCCCUCUGAUGGGAGGGCUGUGGAGGCAGGGAACUCUGUGCCCCUGAAUGGCAUCACCCGGUCAGGGCUGGAGAGCUGUGCCCUGUCCGGUCCCCCUGGGGGUGCCCCCUUGGAGGUGGUCACACACCCACUACCCGGUGGCCCAGCCCUUGCCAACAGGCCAGCCCCACUGGAGUCAGGCCCAGAGAAACUGGCCAUAGUCUCCCCCAGCCACCAUGCCACACCAGGCCCGCGCCCCAGGAGCCGUAUCCCUGUCUUGCUGUCUGAGGAGGACACAGGCUCAGAGCCCUCAGGCUCGCUGUCGGCCAAAGAGCGGUGGGGCAAGAGGGCCCGACCGCAGCAGGACCUGGCACGCCUGGUGAUGGAGAAGAGGCAGGGCCGCCUGCUGUUGCGGCUGGCCUCUGGGGCCUCGUCCUCCUCCAGUGAGGAGCAGCGCCGUGCCUCUGAGACGCUCUCAGGUACGGGCUCCGAGGAGGACACACCCACCUCUGAGCCCGCAGCGCCCAGGAAGGCUGGGCGGGCAGCUGCCACCCGGAGCCGGAUUCCCCGCCCCAUCAACAUCCGCAUGCCCACACCUGCCUCGGCCCAGCAGCCUCCUGGCAGACCCCAUGGUGCGGCUCCAGCAUCUGACACAGCCAUCACCAGCAGGCUCCAGCUGCAGAAGCCCCCAGGGUCGGCCGCUGCUGCUGACCAUCGCUCCAAACAGUCCCCGGGCCGCGGCCCGGGUCCGGGCCCAGGGGGAGCCCAAGUAGGCCCCAGGACCCCUGCCCCGCGCAGUGCGGGCCUCCCUGCGUCCCCCAGGAGCCAGUCCCUGUCCCGCAAAGAGAGCCCCUCCCCCUCUCACCAGGCCCGGGCGGGGGGCCCCUCACCGCGGGGCGCCCCGCAGUCCCGGGCCCAGCCAGACGGCACCCCAACCCCAGGGGGCCCCAAGAAAGGACCCAGAGGGAAACUCCAGACUCAGCGCGCAGCAACCAAAGGCCGGGCGGGGGUCGCGGAGGGCCGGGCCGGGGCCAGAUAAUGACUUGCGCGGCUCUCUGCGGCCCCCAACCCUUACCCCGGCCCCCGACCCGCAGCCGGCCACACUGGAACAGCUCCCAGCACAGCCUUACGCGCCUGAUGCGCGCCACCCGCGGCCCCAGCUUCCCGCCUGCACCCGCGAGCACGCGCGCCAGCACACGCCGCGCCGCCCGCAGGCCUGGCCAAUGGCGGGCGCCGCGCCGCGGGGGGGAGCGCCCGCCUCCCCUCUGUCCCCUCAGCCCCUCCUCCUCCUCUCCCGCCGACCCUCGGGGGCAGGCUCAACCUCUAUCCCGGGGAAGGCUCAGCCACUUUUCACCAAGGAUGAGGAAGCCGCCAAUGGGGACGCCCUGCGCACCCACCAGGCCUCUGCUGCUCUCCAUGCCCCCCAGGGACCUCUGCUUACACCUUCUGAGGCGCCUUGCCCUCCUCCUAACCCUCUUCCAGCCAAAGCCCCCUUUUCAGAAAGGCAGCGUCAAAUUCCAGAAGUGGAGGCGCCAGCCUCCCCUUAGAGGCCAAGCCCAGGGUCUCCUGGGAGCAGUGGUAGGCCAAAAGGCCUCUUCUCAGCUGCAGCCUGGGGUUGGGGAGGUGGGGCCUAGUGGUGGUUGGUCUACUCAGGUGUGAGCGGGCAGGUGUGACCUGCUCCAAAGUCAGCUCCAUCUUGAUCACCCUGUGGAAGGUAGAGGCAGGUGAUGGGAAGGAUGCAAAGACCCCCCACCCUUAAUGUGGGCUGGGCCCUCAGUGGGAACCAUAGAGUGUUUGUGGGCUGCCUUUCUGGGCAAGUGUUUCCCAGUGGGAAGUUGGAGGGGGCUUUAGAAAAGAACUUCCCCCCCAUCCCUUGGCCCUGUGUUCUAGUGCUCAGGACCUCUCACCAUCAGGAAUCCCUUCCUGCCAUCUAACCUCAAUCCUGUCUACAGUUUCAACCAACUUCCCUAUGUCGUGAGUUCAGUGAAGGUGGAAAAUGGCUGGUUAUCAUCUCUGCGCUGGCUCUUUGGAGAUUCAGGGAUUCAGUUCUGGCUGGGUCACUCUGUCCUUUUGGCUUUGGGGAGUGGGCUGGAUCAGACCAUCAUCUCCCCCAGUGGGCAGAGACAGCAGAAACAGGCCGACAGACAGCUGGCCCCUGGACUCAAAGCAAGGCAGAAAGGCCCUUCUAAUCUCCAGGCUGUAUGCUUGUGUGAUGGGUCUGUCCAAGUUCCCUCCUCCCCCAGCUCACCCUUCAGCCUGUCCCUUCUUGUCCUAACCCCAAACCAUGUGGCUGAGCUGUCCCUGCAGAAGGUGAGGGCUGUGCCGCUCUGUGAGUGGAUAUGGGUCUGGCUGUUGCAUAGCUCAUCCCACCUCAUCAUGAGCCUCAGCUGCCUACAUCUGGGUCAAGCAGUCCAUUGGCUGCAGAAGGGACAGCCAACCCAGCCUAUCUGGGACAGGGCCCCUGUAUCCCUCCUCUGCCCUCAGCACCCACAGCCUCUGUCCCCUGACUUGGGCCCUCUAUUCUUCCCUGGGCCAGAGAGAGCAAGGGAAGGCCAUCAAAGGAAGAGGAAGAAAGGGCCCAGUGUGCCCCAGUGGUCUGGCAACAUUCAGCCACCAAUGCUUAAAAGGAUGCCCAUGAGAAAGCUGGCCCUGGGAGCAGCCUGGUGAUGCCAGCUGAAGCCUUUCAUGGAGAGUCAGCAGCGUGGGCAGCUGCUUCCCAAGGUGGUGGCUUCUCUGCAGACCAGCCCAGGGGAGGACUCCAGGGUGGACAAGCCUUUGAGGUCCAACCACGCUGAUGCAGAGGCUCCCAGAACACUCAGGAAACCUCUCCAGACAGAGCUCUCUUUGUCAACCCAAGACCCUUGUAAGGCCUCUACCACCCUUUGGGUCCAGCAGAGGGGGUGGAGGAGGGGCCACUCCCUCCCACCUAGAGCUUCUCUGAAUGACAAUCAGCUCGUGCCAGCUGGGGACCAGGGCAUGACCUCCGGUGCCCAGGUCCUGGGCCUGCUACUUGCCACCAACCAAACUGUGAAUGUAGGGCCCCCAGCCUUGCCCCUUACCCAGGAACAACAACUUCCUGGUUCAGUGUUGGGAGGAAAAAGGGAUGGCCUGAGAGAGCCCCAGGCUCAUCCCACCCUCCAACUUCUAGGGCAGAGAUGCAAAACCCUGUCUGCCCUGGGGAUUCCAGACCUCCCUAGGGCUCCCAGCUGACCUCAGGCCUCUGCAUCACUGAAUGUCACCAAGGCAUGGGGAGGAGGGGUAGGGGUGAGUGCCAGAGGGAGCUAGGGGAGUGACUGCUCCUCUCCCCAGGAAGGAUCCGGGCAGAGGAAACCACACCUCCCAGUGUCCCCACCCACCCCCACCCCCAGCUUCAGCUUCUUCCUCUCCACUCAGUCCUUCCAGUCCUGAGUCCCUUCUCUGCAAGAGAGUGUCACACCAUAACCUCACCCCUCCAGUACUUCCCCAUCAGGCCAGCCUGUGUCACCAGCUCAGGUGUUGGUCUGCUCACUCCAGAACACGCCUUCCCACCCCAGUUGCACUGUGCACAAAGGGGCUGCAGGAGAGAGGCCAUGCCCCAGGCACGUGGGCUUCCCCCAUUCCCAGCUCCUUGAAGAGGCCUGGCUUGCUCAGUCUUCUCAGCUCCAGGGACUAGCCCUGGUGGGUAUGAGGUGAGGGGGGGGGCAGGAAGUUGCCCUCCCCCUCCCCCACCCCCGGAAGCCCCUGAAGAAUGUUUACAUGCCAAUCAGAAUGUAAUGUCCUCCCCCAUGCCUUCCCAGUCACUGCAUGGCCUCUGCCCACCCUGCAUCUGUCCAUCGCCUCCCCAACACCCUGGAAGCCGCUGUCAUGAUCAGAUCGGGUCUUGGAAGGGAAGUAGCCAUCACACUAUUAAAAAGCCUG